Molecule: messenger RNA, 1342 nt
Organism: Quercus lobata
Lineage: Eukaryota; Viridiplantae; Streptophyta; Magnoliopsida; Fagales; Fagaceae
Product: protein FLC EXPRESSOR
Exons: 4
Coding region: 256-1131 (291 amino acids)
Source: RefSeq, a predicted model, not a curated record
AAGAUUUUGUGCCUAUCAUGUUUUGUUGGUCUGGGUACCUUUGUAAGUCCACAGAUCUUUUCUUCUUUUUUUUUUAUCAUGGGCUUAAACGAGAGUCGAGACUCUCUCAAAUCUCAGCUCAGCGACUUCCCAAUCAGGCAAUCAGUCAAAAAGAUACAAAUCCUCCAAAUAACAGAACCAAAACGAGAAUGAGAAAGAGGCGCUGAGAAGGAGUAAAAUUGAAUUGCAUUGCAAAAAUAAAUAAAUAAAGAAAACAUGUCCAGACGAAACCACCACCGCGAAAUCCAAGUCCCACUCUCCCGAAUCGAAGACCGUCGUGGUGGUCUCCUCCUCCACGGUAGUAGGUCCCACCACCCACACUCGUUGAUCCUCGAAGACCGCAUCGCCAUCCAACACCGCGAGAUCCAAUCCCUCCUCGGCGAUAACCAACAGCUCGCCUCCGCACACGUGGCACUCAAACACGACCUCUCCGCUGCUCAGCACGACCUUCGCGUCUUAUCGGUCACCGCCUCCGAUAUCAAGGCCGAGAGAGACGCUGAAAUCAGAGACGUCUACGAGAGGUCCUUGAAGCUCGACGCCGAGGCUCGAGCCGUCGAUGCUAUGACGUCAGAGCUCGCUCGUGUCCAAGCUGACUUGCAUCAAUUCGGCUCGGCGCGCCAGGACCUCACGGCGCAGCUUCAGGCCCUCGAGGACGACCUUGCGAGGGUUCGUGAGGACUCGCAGGAGGUUCCGGAGAUUAAGGCCGAGAUUGAGAUCAUGCGCAAGGAAAUUCAGAGAGGAAGGGCUGCUAUUGAAUAUGAGAAGAAAACGCGUGUUAGUAACCUUGAGCAAAGGAAGGUAAUGGAGAGAAGUAUGAUUUCCAUGGCUAAUGAAAUUGAAAAACUACAUGCAGAGCUAGCUAAUGCUGAGAAGAGAGCAAGAGCUGCAGUUGCUGCAGCCACAGCAGCAAACCCAAGUCCUGGAUAUACUACAAGCUAUGGUAAUCCUGAUAUGGCAUAUGGAGGAAAUUCAUACCCUGAUCCCUAUGGCAUUAAUAAGGUUCAAGGUGCUGCUAAUGCUGGUCCUCAAUUCGUUUCUGGAGCAAUCCUGAAUGGCCCUUAUGACACACAACAAACACAUGUACAUAGAUAGGCUUUAGUGCGAAAUAGAAAUAAUAAGGAUUCAAACAAAUUUUUUAUCUGGCCACUAAGAGGUCAUAUUGCCUGAGCUCUAGCCAAAAAAAAAUUUAGAGUUGAUUUCUUUUUGGUAGUUAGUUGAUAUUGUCUUUAUGGCUUCUUAUUACAUAGCAUAUGCAUAUCUUCCUUAAAGAGAUAAGUUGCAUCUAUAUUAUCCCAUUUCUUUU